GCGGCCCCUCCGCCUCACGGGCAGCCGCGGGGACAUCGCUCCCUGCAGGGCGGCCGGGAGUCCUGGUGGGAUGGGAAUUCCCUGGAAUGAUCCCAGGAUGAGGAUGAUCGAGAGCGUAGACUCCGUGGUGACCCGGUCCAGCGAGGACCUCUGGGCUGAGAUCUGCUCCUGUCUGCCGCAUCCCGAGCACAAGGACGCCGGCGAUGCCUUCACAGACUCCUUCAUGGAUUCCUACGCCGAGGGCAGCGGAUCGGGGGGCUCUUCCCAACCUGCCCUGAAGCCCUGGGCACCCCUGAAGGACUCAGAGGUGUAUUUAGCAUCCCUGGAGAGAAGACUGAUGAGGAUCAAAGGCCUGUCCCAGGAGGUGACCUCCAAGGACAUGCUGCGCACGCUGUCCCAGGCCAAGAAGGAGUGCUGGGACAGGUUCCUGCAGGAGAAGUUUGAGGCAGAAUGUUACGUUGAGGGCCACGAUGCUGACGAGAGCACGCUGGAGCACCUGAAGCGCUGGCUGCAGCCGGACAAGGUGGCCAUCAGCUCCGAGGAGGUGCAGUGCCUCAUCCCGCCCGAGCCGCAGCCCGAGAGGCCCGAGGCAGAGGAGGAGCCUCCGGCUGCCGAGCAGUGAGAGCCCCCGGCCCUGCCCCUUGUCCCAGCCCCCAGGAGGAUGUGCCCGGCCGUAGGAAUCGCAGGAAGGGGGGCGCAGAGCAAAUGGUCAGUCAUUGAAGAAGUAAUUUUUAAAAGAAAGAACCCCCAAGGCACCAAAUCCCAGCUCUGGAGCUCCGCAGGCAGCGGCUGGCACUGGUAGGGACGAGAGGGAACAUCUGUACCAAAACCUCAUGUGGAUCUUCUCCAGCCUGCAGCCACCUCAUCAUUCCAGCCUGGAUUGUUUGGAAUCCAUCAGGAGACACAUUCAACAACAAUAAUAACAACAAAAGCAGUUGUGGAGAAGCACCAGAGAACAUCACGGUCUAGAAUAGAGCAGAGAAACCACUGAGUCACUUUGGUCCUGUCUUUUACCUUUUCAUUACUCAGCUGGGCAUUUUUUUCCUCUCCUGCUAAAUCCACUUUGGUUUCUCCAGAUCUUCACUGUUUCAGUCUGAAUUGGCCCCAGGCUGUGCCAGGAAGAAGAUGGAUAUUUCCCACCUCUGUGAAUUUGGGACCCUGAAGGAAGAUCUCACUGCAGUCAAUAAAUUGGUGUCAUUGACAUUGUAGCUAUUUCACAUUCCUCUCUGUAAUGUUCCCCCUAAUAUCCCACUUUAUUGCCCAAACUCUCUAUUACAGACUGUAGGGGGAGUAUUUUUUCCUCUUGUUGGUCGUUUUGUACCUGUUCAGCCUCUCCAGAAAAAGAUCAGAUGAGAUUCUGUAUUGGGAAACCAAGAGGGGUAGCCAGGGAGGCUACAAACAACUUGUUUUCAUCACAGAAUUGCAUAGAAUUCUCUGACUUGAAAUAUAUUUAGUAUUUAAUUGUUUUUUUCGCCCUGCUUAACUCUUCAGAGGGUUAUUUCCUUUUACUAAUCCAAGAAUCUGUGAUACUGUGCUGAUUUUUCGCUGAUCUUGUGUUCUGCCUCGGCACCAACACUGGGGGUCGGUAGAGGGAAGCAGCACAGUCUGUCAGAGCUUCUUAGGGGAAAUUGUCGUUCUAGGAGAUUCAUGCCGUGUUCAUUUAUGUACCUGUUUGAAAAUACUUUUUUAGGAGUAAAUUUUUGCUGGAGCCUCGCAGUUUCCUGUCUCUGUACUCAAAUAGAGGCGCUGCUCUCUCAGUCACCGUGUCACAGCUCAGAGGUUGUUCCCACCAUCAGCAUUCCUGGUGUAACUCCCUCCCCAGCUCAGAAUUCUCCAUUAAAACAAUCCCUUGUUUUUUAAACCUUGAGGAAUGGGGUGAAUCAUCUGAGUGCCAGUGAUGCACAAGCCUCGUGUCUUGCUGGUUUGCUCAUUAAAUGUCCCUUUUAAUUUAUCCUUUAGCUGUCCUCUAUUAUGUUAAGUCUGUGUCCUUGUGCAGAUUUCUCUCACCUGAUGAGACAAAGCUGUGACAGAGAUGCAGAACUCUGAGCUGUUCCCAGAAAUGGUUUGUGCAGAGACAGAAAGCAGCAAUUUCUCUGUCCCCGGCCUAUUUCCCAGUCAAUAAAAUUCUUCUUAUGGGUAACAA
Molecule: messenger RNA, 2143 nt
Organism: Melospiza melodia melodia
Lineage: Eukaryota; Metazoa; Chordata; Aves; Passeriformes; Passerellidae
Gene: CCDC32
Product: coiled-coil domain containing 32
Exons: 4
Coding region: 71-622 (183 amino acids)
Biological process (GO): cilium organization
Source: RefSeq, a predicted model, not a curated record